AUCCUGUUCGUCAUCAUUGCCAGCGACGACCACAACAAUCUAGAAUGAUGAUGUACCCUUCCAGUCCGGAAGCUGCGACCCGUCUGCUUGCCUUCCUGAACGCAUCGCCGACGCCCUUCCAUGCCGUUCACAACGCUGCAGUCCGCCUUGAGACUGCUGGUUUCCGAAAGCUUCGGGAGCUAGGCAACUGGGACAAAGAGAUCAAGGCUGGUGGGAAGUACUAUUUUAUUCGGAACCAAGCAGCUCUUGUCGCGUUCACUCUCCCUCCACAGUGGCAGUACGGUUCCGGUCUCAGCAUUAUUGCGACCCACGUCGACAGUCCUAAUCUACGAGUCAGACCAGUCUCAAAGAAGGCCAAGGCCGGUUUCCUGCAAGUAGGUGUCGAGACGUACGGCGGAGGAAUAUGGCACUCGUGGCUAGAUCGUGAUCUCUCUUUGGCUGGACGCGUCGUCGUGGCUGACUCCACUGGGACCUUCAAUUCUCGAUUGGUCAAGAUCGAUAGGCCACUUCUCCGGAUUCCAACCCUCGCUAUUCAUCUGGACAGGAAUGUGAAUGAUAGUUUCAAGUUCAAUCAAGAAACAGAAUUCGUUCCUAUUCUCGGUCUUAUCGCAAACAAGUUGAAUAAAUCCCAGGACUCCACAGACACACCACCCACAGAGAGCAAGGCUUCAAGUAUUCAAACCAAUCAUCAUUCACAACUACUGUCCGUCAUUGCCGGAGAGCUAUCUGUCGCCCCGGAAGAGAUCCACGAUUUUGAAUUGUCAUUGUAUGACACGCAACCAUCAGUGCUAGGAGGCCUGGACAAUGAAUUUGUUUUCAGUCCGCGUUUGGACAAUCUUUUCUCCUCAUUCUGCGCAGUAGACGCUAUGUGCGAGAGCGUCUCUGUUCAAAACAUACCAAACGCUGAUGGGAACGUAAACUGCAUCGCUCUUUUCAAUCACGAAGAGAUCGGAAGCGUCUCAAUGUCUGGUGCUGAAUCCAACCUCAUACCUUCCCUCCUCAGUCGGCUCUCUCCCACACCAGGAGCACUUGCUUGCUCCAUCGCUAAGUCAUUCCUGAUUUCUUGUGAUAUGGGGCACGCCCUACACCCCAAUUUUGUCUCAAAGCAUGAAGAAAAUCACACACCUUGUAUCAACGGGGGUGUCGUUAUCAAGACGAACGCCAAACAACGCUAUACCUCGGAUGCAGUGAGCUCGUUCGUCGUUAAGCAGCUGAUCGAGAAGAAAGGCGGUAAGGUCCAAGAAUACGAAGUCAGGAAUGAUAUGUCUUGCGGGUCUACUGUAGGACCUCAUCUGUCUACCAUUGGCAUGCGCACUGUCGACAUCGGCCUUGCUAUGUUGUCCAUGCACUCUAUUAGGGAGACUGCGGGGUCUCAUGACGUCCAGAAUGCCAUAGACUUGUUUACCUCAUUCUUUGAAGGCUUCGCAAAGCUGGACAAAAGUUUGACAGUGGAUUGAGUUCCACACCGGCUAUGUGGAGUUGGGAAUGACUGUUCACUUGGGGUUGCACAGACAGAAAUACCAGAGAAUAUCACCAUCGAUCAAUCCUGGGCUCUGCAUACGCAAUAUCAGUUCAGAUGCUCAAUAUACUGUGUGAUACUAAUCAUCCAAAGGUACCCCAACGGACUUAUGGCAUGGGAGCCUGACGAUGCUCAAUACUCAUCGCCUAAAGGUAUCCCCGAUGCCCUGCUAUCACCUCUGAUGAACAAAAACAAGAUGCGACAUCAUCGUUUCGAUUUCUUGCCGGGACCUGGCCUUGAACUUGAAUCAGACAGCAUGUUGCGUUUCUUCGCCGUCCGUGAGUAAUGUGCCAAAACCCAUUCCCGUUCGGCCUCCGACUGUUCAAUUGUGCCUUGUCGGA
Messenger RNA from Guyanagaster necrorhizus, 1860 nucleotides. RefSeq names its product peptidase M18, aminopeptidase I. Lineage: Eukaryota; Fungi; Basidiomycota; Agaricomycetes; Agaricales; Physalacriaceae. The record is from RefSeq and is a predicted model, not a curated record. Gene Ontology annotation, biological process: proteolysis. Gene Ontology annotation, cellular component: fungal-type vacuole. The transcript has 8 exons. The coding region runs from base 45 to 1457 and encodes 470 amino acids. Gene Ontology annotation, molecular function: zinc ion binding; aminopeptidase activity.